AUGGGGUCGUCUGUAAAGGCACUUAUUGCCAAGUCUGGUGACCUGAGUGUGAUCUCUGGUGCCCACAUGGCGGAAGGAGAGAGCCUACUCCAGCAAGAAGGGGCCCUCGACCUUCUGAAGAAGCUGAACAGUUGCCAGAUGUCCAUCCAGCUGCUGCAGACCACCAGGAUCGGAGUCGCCGUCAACAGAGUUCGCAAGCACUGCUCAGACAAGGAGGUGGUGUCCUUGGCCAAAGUCCUCAUUAAAAACUGGAAGCGGCUGCUGGACUCUCCCCGAACUACCAAAGGAGAAAGAGAAGAAAGAGACAAAGCAAAGAAGAAAGAAAAAGGGCUUGGCUGUUCAGACUGGAAACCGGAAGCAGGUCUUUCUCCAUCUAGGAAGAAAGGAGGGGGAGAGCCCAAAGCCAGGAGAGACUCUGUAGAUUCCAGGUCGUCCACCACCUCCUCUCCAAAGAGGCCACCUAUGGAAAGAUCUAACAGCGUCGGAUCUAAAGUGGAAACUCCCAAGACCCCCAGCAGCCCCUCAACUCCCACAUUUGCCCCCUCUGUCUGUCUCCUGGCCCCCUGCUAUCUCACAGGGGACUCUGUCCGGGACAAGUGUGUGGAGAUGCUGUCAGCAGCCCUGAAGGCAGAAGAUGAUUUCAAGGACUAUGGAGUCAAUUGUGACAAGCUGGCCUCAGAAAUAGAAGACCAUAUCUAUCAGGAACUCAAGAGCACAGACAUGAAGUACCGGAACCGUGUGCGCAGCCGCAUCAGCAACCUGAAGGACCCCAGGAACCCCGGACUGAGGCGGAAUGUUCUCAGUGGGGCCAUUUCUCCAGGACUCAUCGCCAAGAUGACAGCAGAGGAAAUGGCCAGCGAUGAGCUGAGGGAGUUGAGGAACGCCAUGACUCAGGAGGCCAUCCGUGAGCACCAGAUGGCCAAGACAGGUGGCACUACCACUGACCUCUUGCGGUGCAGCAAGUGUAAGAAGAAGAAUUGCACUUAUAACCAGGUACAGACACGCAGUGCUGAUGAGCCCAUGACCACCUUUGUCUUAUGCAAUGAAUGUGGGAAUCGCUGGAAGCUGAAAACUAGCAGAUUGGGGCUGGAGAUAUAA
Molecule: messenger RNA, 1098 nt
Organism: Cricetulus griseus (Chinese hamster)
Lineage: Eukaryota; Metazoa; Chordata; Mammalia; Rodentia; Cricetidae
Source: RefSeq, a predicted model, not a curated record